This is a messenger RNA of Mizuhopecten yessoensis (Yesso scallop), 1807 nucleotides long. RefSeq names its product leucine-rich repeat-containing G-protein coupled receptor 4-like. The coding region runs from base 52 to 1398 and encodes 448 amino acids. The record is from RefSeq and is a predicted model, not a curated record. The transcript has 2 exons. Lineage: Eukaryota; Metazoa; Mollusca; Bivalvia; Pectinida; Pectinidae. Gene Ontology annotation, cellular component: extracellular matrix.
AUGGCACAGACUGUCUUGGUACGACAGGAAUGAGAGACAACACGAAGCAACAUGGCCGUCUACAAGACCACCCAGGUAGUAUUCAUCAUAACGACGUUAGUUGGACUAAUUACGCCGAUUGCUGUGGACCCAGGUCAGCCCUGUCCAGCCCCUCCUCCUUGUACAUGUCGUAUCCCCGGAAGUAUGAUAGACUGCAGUGGGAAAGGUUUAAGCCAUGUUCCUGGAAUCUCUAAUGGCGGUCAGCAGCGUUGGACGGUAGACAUUAGCUACAACCAGCUCACCACCAUUCCAAAGCGAGCAUUCGAAAACAUAACAGUCGUGUCGCUCAACAUGUCACACAACAAGAUUAGUACCUUGUCCAUGGAUUGCUUAGUCGGUUCAAAUGAUGUCGUCACUUCCGUUCAUAUGGAGUCUAACCAGUUCUGGUAUCUGCCAAACGCUAUAGAUGAUCUGACGAACCUGGAGAUUCUUACAAUGCAAGACAACCCCUUCAUAAUCCUGGGAACUAGUAUGUCAUUUGCGUCUACUCUUCGCUACCUUACCAUAGGUUCUGAGAACUCUCCAUGGCCGAAAUACAUCGACCAAUUGAAUGCAAUAACUCACCUUACAGUCGUAGGUCUAACUUGCUACUCUUUGCCGUUCGACGCAUUCUUUAACAUGGCAGGUACAAUGAAAUCACUUGUGUUGCAGAACAAUGAAUGUAACGAUAUGCCUGACAGCGUACAAGUACUAACUAACUUGGAGCAUUUGGCCGUUAUCGACAACCAUCUUCUGACGUCAUUUGAUAUCCAUAACCUCACCUCACUAACUUCUUUGGUGAUAGAAAACAGCAGCUUAUCAACUAUGCCAAAUAUUUCAAAAUGUACUCAUUUACUGAGCAUCUACGUCACCGAUUCCCCAAUAAAAUCGUGGGAACUUGACACCAUACCACCCGAGUCUAAGCUGAGAAAUAUCACACUAGACCGCACGGACUUUGAUCACAUUCCAACAGCUCUACGUCAAAUACCACUGGUGGAAAACUUAUUAAUGAAAAACACAAAUGUAUCGAACAUAGAAGAUUCUGAUCUGUCCACAUUAUUUCUGCUGAGAAACCUUGACCUUAGUAACGCAUCUUUGGAAGGUAUUGCAGUGACUGCAUUUAAGCAAAAUACAAUGUUGUACUCAAUCAGUCUCGACAACACUAACCUUGCCGGUGUACCGAGGGCGAUAGGCGAGGUAGAUUCGCUCUACGUUCUUAACAUGUUAGGUGAUAGUAUCGAGUGUACUUGUAAAGAACUUGGAUGGAUGAGGCUGUGGGGAGCCCUGGAACACUUUGUUACGGGCUCCGGAACCUGUCAGAAUACAGGCAUGGAUUUAAUGACUUAUAUACGGGAAUAUGUACCCAAGUGUGCAACAUGAAUGUAUUUUAUGUAUAUUAAAAGUAAAUACAAGCAACUCUGUCUCCAAUAUAGUUUGAAUAAAUGUAUAUAUAUAUCAAAUGAACUUGUCAAAAAAACAAACAUGCAUUAACCCCUGAAGUGCCACAGAGCCUAUUUGCAGGCUCUAUGCACUACUGCGAUCUGCGUUGAUUUGUUUUACUUGACAAAAUGUCCGUGUUAGGUCAGGUCCUGAUUGGUCGACAUUUAGAUAUUGAUCGAUGUUAUAGAUUUGGUAUGCAGAUGUAUUAUGUAGGGUUGUCAUUGGUUAGCCGGUUAACCGGUUGCUCGGUUGAAAGACAACGAACCGGCUACCAAACUCCUUCACCGAAAAUUCGGACAAUUACUUACAUGUACCCCUUUUGGGAGCCCCAUGUUUCCCUGGCUUAGAC